AUGCUCCUGGCGCGGAUCACGGCACGGGGUGGAGGACGAGGCUGUUUUCACCCAGGAGCCCUCCAGGCUGAUGGACCGGAAGGGUGCAAUCACACCUCUGAUCAGAGGCUUUGCUCUGUGCACCUGCCCGGUGUGAACCGGCUGAGCUGCACCUCUGGACAGCAGCUCUCAGGAAGGGUCAGCAUGGAGAUGGAGGCUGUUUACGAGAAUAUAAAGGGGAACCCGCAAGACAGCAGCAAGAAGAAAGCCAUUUAUGGGAACCUGAAUACUGUCCAACCUUCCCACGGAGGUCCAGACCCAGAGUGGCCAGAGGCACGAGAUGCUGCAUUCGGCAGCUGCUCCGGCAUCCUCCUUACUUCCAUCCUCCUGGUGCUGGCCAUCUCCCUCCCUGCACUCGCCACCCUGUAUGUCCAGGGACGGAGGCAGCUGCGAGAGGUCAAAGCAACCGCGCAGGAAAUCGCCAGCCACCUGCAGCUCAACAGCACGGUGGAGUUGGAGGGUGCUCAGCUGCUGGGCAACAUCAGGAAAAGAGUCUCAUUGAUAGUGGAACAGCUGGGAAACGUCACUGCAGAGAAACAAGAAACCCAAGCCCGUCUGGACAGCGUCACUGCAGAGAAACAAAAGAUCCAGACCCGUCUGAACAGCAUCAUUACAGAGAAACAAAGGAUCCAGACCCAUCUGGACAACGCCACUGCAGAGAAACAAGAUACCCAGGCCCAGCUGGACCAUGUCAUGGCCUUGCAAGAGUCGCUGAAAUGCGAGCACGGGACUGCUCUGACCAUGUGCUCUGCAGGCUGGGUGUAUCACAGCGGCCAUUUCUACUACUUUUCCCAAGACCAGAAGUCCUGGGCAGAGGCGGAGCAGUUCUGUGUGUCUCAGGACUCGCACCUGAGCUCCAUCACCUCGAAGGAGGAGCAGGAAUAUCUCUCCAAGAGGACCCAGGGGAAAGCACACUGGAUUGAACUCACAGACCAGAAGUCGGCGGGCACGUGGCGCUGGGUGGACGGCACCAAAUACAGCAAAGCACAGAGCGGAGAGUUCUGGGUCCCAGGUCAGCCGGACAGCAAGACCCAGGGGCCGAGAGGCCGAGCGAGCUGUGUUGAGAUGAAGGAGAGUCAGACGGCGGCGUGGAGCAACGUCAGCUGCACUGCCCGUCGCCGCUGGAUUUGUAAGAAGGCCCUGAGGCAAGCCGUAUCCUGACCCCCGAGAGACAGCCUCCAGCCCUCGUGCAGCAGGGCCCCUGCGCUGGAUGGGCUCGGUGGGCUCUGCACGGCCUCGGGACCCUCCAGGGAGUCCUGCAUGCCCAGCUCGCGUUCUCCUUGGGCCCUUGCUCUGCUUUCUCAUCCUCACCUGCGACAGCCCUGUCUUGGCCCCUCUCAUCCCACUCCCUCCCUGCUGCUGUCGCCCGGGGGGGGAAGGUGGGAAGCGCAUUAAGCACUGCCCCUGCGCACAUGCUCUGGGGCUAGCUAGAAUAAUCAAACAUGCAAAUAAAAAUGGACACCACCUGCCGUGGCUGGGAUGAUGUAGGGCUGGUGCUGCUCUGAGCUGGGGCUUGGACUAGAUGUGAUCUCCUGAGAUCCCUUCACAUCCUCGUUGUCUGUGAUUUGUUGGACCCUGGCAGUUGAGGGAGGUGAAGGCUGCUAUUCAAUCCCCCUCCGUCUUCCCUUCUGCAGAUUAAAUGAGCCCAUUUCCCUCAGCCUCUCCUCACCAGUCGUGUG
Messenger RNA from Alligator sinensis (Chinese alligator), 1718 nucleotides. RefSeq names its product C-type lectin domain family 4 member K-like. Gene Ontology annotation, cellular component: external side of plasma membrane. Gene Ontology annotation, biological process: biological process involved in interspecies interaction between organisms. Gene Ontology annotation, molecular function: carbohydrate binding. Lineage: Eukaryota; Metazoa; Chordata; Crocodylia; Alligatoridae. Bases 1 to 1200 code for a protein of 399 amino acids. The record is from RefSeq and is a predicted model, not a curated record. The transcript is spliced from 9 exons.